Peniophora sp. CBMAI 1063 is the source of this 1194-nucleotide messenger RNA. The record is from the annotation of a GenBank genome assembly. Lineage: Eukaryota; Fungi; Basidiomycota; Agaricomycetes; Russulales; Peniophoraceae.
AUGGCGUCUGCUUCUGGAAACAAGAACGCCGCAGCUUCAUCUUCUGGUGCUCAACGCCGAGCACCUCCCGUCGUUCAGCCAGGCGGAGGCAACAAUAUAAUCAUCAAUCCUAAUCAAAGAUUGAACCCGAUACUGGAAGCCAUCAAGAAUGUGGGCAAGGAGUUUGGCGAGAUCCCGGCUGACUUCCAAGUCGGGCGUACGACGGGCGUGCUCUUCUUGAGCUUGCGGUACCACCGACUUCAUCCCGAGUACAUUCACACGCGAGUCGAAGGCAUCAAGAACGCAUAUAACCUCCGCAUCCUGCUUCUCAUGUGCGAUAUCUCAGAGCACCAGGACCCAAUACGCGAACUGACCAAGAUGUGCAUAAUCAACAACAUAACCGUUAUCGUAACAUGGUCAGCAGAAGAAGCCGGCUCCUACCUCGCGACCUACAAGCGCUUCGAACACCGCCCCCCUACAAUGAUCAAAGAGCGCAUCGAGAAGGAGCCCGCAGCCAUCAUGCGCGCCGCUUUAACCAGUAUCAGCAAAGUGAACAAGACGGAUGUCGAGACGUUACGGACGACUUUCGGCAGCUUCGCAUCAAUAGCCAAAGCAUCAGCCGACGACCUCGCCCAGCUCCCCGGCUUCGGACCGAAGAAAGUAGCAAGGAUGAAAGACGCGUUCGAUCGGCCGUUCAGGAACGCCGGGACGUCUACGCUCGCUCAAUCCCAGUCUCAGAUACAGGAGGACGAAGACGCUAUGGACGCUGCGAACUCGAAUGUCGAAGCGAGUAGAGGAACGAUCCAAGCGCCGGCGGGCCAACGCCCGCUACCCGACAUCCGCAUGCCCCCGCCUCCACCACCACCAACCCGAAAGGAUAAAGGCAAAGCCCGCGCAACGUCCGCAGAUUUCGACGCGGACGAACUAUCCUCUCCAUCCCCGCCUCCAACUCUGACCGGCGUCGUCCCGCGCCCGAAACGAACCCAACCCGCGUCUUCCUCGACAGGGCAAAAGACGAGACCGCAAGCGCGCGAGGAGAGCCCGCCGUGGGAUAUUGAGCUGGAUCUGACUACGCCUGAGCCGGAGCCGCCGAGGCAGACGGGCAAGAGGAGGGAGAGGGAGAGGGAGGAGAGCCCGGUGUGGGAUAUUGAGUUGGAUUUGAAUCCGAGCGAUGUGGAGGAGGAGGAGGGGAGGGGGGCGAAGAGAAGGCGGUAG